This is a messenger RNA of Penicillium psychrosexuale, 258 nucleotides long. RefSeq names its product Acyl-CoA N-acyltransferase. The transcript is spliced from 2 exons. Bases 1 to 258 code for a protein of 85 amino acids. Lineage: Eukaryota; Fungi; Ascomycota; Eurotiomycetes; Eurotiales; Aspergillaceae. The record is from RefSeq and is a predicted model, not a curated record.
AUGUCCAAUUCUCACAAAGAAGGGCGAUAUUUGGUUGGAGGCACAGUCUAUGAGAAACAGUAUCGAUCGAACACCCGGAGUGGACGGCCUAUAGGCUUGAAGGACCGGGAGAUGAUGCGUUAUUGCAGUGCACCCCUCGAAGAAGCAGCCCCUCGAAUUAUGCCAGAUGGACCAUUUCUGACUCUUGAUUAUUUGACGACAGACCCUUCUUUCUGGCGCCGAGGCAUCGGGAGAAUGCUCGUGCAAAGCGAGUUGUAG